Molecule: messenger RNA, 2580 nt
Organism: Selaginella moellendorffii
Lineage: Eukaryota; Viridiplantae; Streptophyta; Lycopodiopsida; Selaginellales; Selaginellaceae
Product: delta-1-pyrroline-5-carboxylate synthase
Exons: 20
Coding region: 167-2440 (757 amino acids)
Cellular component (GO): cytoplasm
Molecular function (GO): glutamate 5-kinase activity; glutamate-5-semialdehyde dehydrogenase (NADP+) activity; ATP binding
Source: RefSeq, a predicted model, not a curated record
GGACGCGGCGGUAGCUCACGGCGGCUUAGCGCUUAGGGCUCUUCUUGACUGCGUCGCGCGCCAUCGCCAUCGCCACCGCCAUCGCGGCGCCGCGCCACACGCCAGCUAGCUGCAUUGGAAUCCUCCCGUCGCGCGGCCGCCGGAUCGAUCUAUCCCCCGCGCCACAAUGAGGCAGCAGAUCGAUCCAUCGCGGGAAUUCACGAGGGAUGUGCGACGCGUGAUUGUCAAGGUUGGAACGUCGGUCGUGACGCGGCCGGAUGGGAAGCUCGCUGUUGGCCGGCUUGGUGCAUUGUGCGAGCAAGUGAAGGACAUUAUGGAUGAUCAUAUCGAGGUGAUCGUUGUAACCUCUGGUGCUGUGGCUGUCGGGCGUCAGAAGCUUCGACAGCAGCGCAUGAUGAACAGCAGCUUUGCAGAUCUGCAAAAGCCUCAAGCCGAGUUGAGCGGAAAAGCUUGUGCUGCCAUCGGUCAGGCCGGGCUGAUGGCUUUGUACGAUAGUAUUUUCAGCCAGCUGGAUGUUGCUUCGUCGCAGCUCCUUGUGACGGACAGGGAAUUUAUUGAUCCCGAGUUUAGAAAGCAGCUCUGUGAGACUGUCGAUACGUUGUUGCAACUACGGGUUGUGCCGAUUUUUAACGAGAACGAUGCAAUGAGUACGAGGAGAGCUCCAUACAAGGAUUCUUCGGGUAUCUUUUGGGACAACGAUAGCCUGGCGGCUUUGUUGGCUCUGGAACUAAAAGUGGAUCUGCUAAUCCUGCUGAGUGACGUUGAGGGUCUUUACACGGGACCUCCUUCCGAUCCUUCCUCGAAAUUGAUCAGCACGUACAUUCCUGCUCAACACGAAACCAUCACUUUUGGCGAGAAGUCAAGGUAUGGUAGAGGAGGGAUGACGACCAAGGUGACUGCUGCGAGGGAAGUUGCAUCUGCUGGUAUUCCGGUUGUUAUUACCAGUGGAUACACUCCAGACGGAUUUCACAGGGUUUUGAGGGGGGAUUCUAUUGGGACCUUGUUUCAUAAGGAUGCACAUAUUUGGACUCUUACGAUAAAUAAUGAUGCCCGGUUGAUGGCUGUGGCUGCAAGGGAUUCAAGUCGGCGCUUGCAGAGUCUCACGUCCGGGGAGCGUCAAAACAUUUUGUACGACGUUGCAGACGCGCUCGAGAGAAACGAAGAGACUAUUCGAAGUGAGAACCAAGCAGAUGUAAGGUUGGCCGAAGAGUUGGGCAUCGCAAAGCCGCUACUCAGCAGGCUGACUCUUAAGCCUGGCAAGAUUGCUGAUUUGGCCAAGGCAGUCCGGGCCCUCGCAGAUAUGAGAGAACCAAUUGGUAGUAUUUUGCAGAGGACUGAAGUCGCGGAGAACCUUACUUUGGACAAAACUUCCUGUCCUUUGGGGGUUAUACUUGUUAUUUUCGAGUCUCGUCCCGAUGCACUCGUCCAGAUUGCCUCCCUGGCCAUUAAAAGUGGAAAUGGCCUGCUACUCAAGGGUGGUAAAGAGGCUGCCCGUUCUAAUGCCAUACUGCACAAGGUGAUUACGGAGGCGCUGCCAAAGUCUGUGGGAAAAGAGCUCAUUGGUCUUGUUACGUCGAGGGAUGAGAUACCAGAUCUUCUCAAGCUUGACGAUGUUAUUGACCUCGUUAUACCAAGAGGAAGCAAUAAACUUGUUUCACAAAUCAAGGAGUCUACGAAAAUUCCUGUGCUGGGCCAUGCCGAUGGUAUCUGCCAUGUCUACGUAGACAAGGCUGCCCGUCUGGACGUCGCUACAAAGAUCGCCAUUGAUUCUAAAGUAGAUUAUCCAGCCGCAUGCAACGCUAUGGAAACUCUACUGGUCCAUGAGGAUCUAGUUGACACUGGAGGCUUGGAGACGCUAGCGUCCGCAUUGAAGUCUGCAGGAGUGACACUAAAUGGUGGGGAAAGAGCGUCAAAGCUUCUCAACAUUCCGAAAAUGACCAAGUUCCACCAUGAAUACAGUGGAUUAGCAUGCACCGUGGAGGUCGUAAAAGACGUUCACGCCGCCAUAAAUCACAUUCACGAACACGGGAGUGCCCACACCGACUGCAUAGUAACGGAGGACAAGGAAGUCGCGGAGCUAUUCUUGCAACAAUUGGACAGUGCUGCAGUCUUCCACAACGCAAGCACCCGGUUUUCGGACGGGACACGCUUUGGUCUCGGAGCGGAGGUUGGAAUCAGCACAAGCCGGAUCCACGCAAGAGGGCCUGUUGGCGUAGAGGGUCUUCUCACAACUCGCUGGUUGCUACGAGGGAACGGUCAGGUCGUCCAAGGCGACCGGGGAGUUGUUUACACGCACAAGGACGUAGAGGUGGACUCCAUGGAGGGAUGGACGAGCAUGGGCAAUGGACUCCCGGCGAGUGUCAAUGGCGGAUCGCUAAAGAAGAGCGCGUCUCCAUUUCUGGGAUCGGUUCUUGCGCCGUCCGUCGACGCUGCCACUUGAGGAAGAAGGGAGAGCUCGAAAGGAACCGAGAAGAUUUUCUUUUCUCUUUUUUUUUUCUACUCUCUUUUAUUUAAUCUCUCGCCAAAGAUUGUUCUUUCCUUCCAAGAAACUGGUAAUGAGAUAGAACAUUUUAUCAGGCU